GACGGCGCCGGCAAGCUAGCCGGAUUUCACGCCGACGAAGCGAUCAUUCGUCUGAAAAACACCGGCCCUGAACACUAGCCAUGCGUUGCGCCAGCCUCGUGCUGAUCCUCGGCACUGCCGGGUCGCUCCAGCACGGUGCACCACCAAGGAGAGCAUCUCCACCAGCCCGCGCUGCCCGCGGCCACUGCAAAACACCGAGGAGAAGAGCACCCCUCACCCGCCUGCACAACGCGGCCCAGAGCUCCCACCCCAGCUGGAUCACCGCCGUAGACAUUGAACAGGACGUUUAUAAUACCGCCGUCCAGGCCGAGAAGCCGCCCUGGAAGUUCACGAAGUCCCACGCCGAGGCCACCAUAGGGAGAGAGGCCUUCUGCGACGUCUCCCAGGAGAAGACGUCGCGCGUGCGCUGCGUCGCCCAGAGUCAGCACCACGUGGCCUGGGAUAGAACGCCACAACGGGUGUUGGUGCUGGCGAAGCGCCACGCGGACGAUGAAGAGCUCGAUGUGGCCUACCGCAUUGCAAGGCACCUCCACGAGGCCUGUGGGGUGGACGUGCUACUAGCUGAUCCGUUGUACGAGCAGAUCGGCAAAAGGCUACCAGCAGUGGAAUUAUGGCAAGGCGAGCACGUCUCGAGGUCACCGGAUUUCGUGGCCACACUCGGUGGCGACGGGUUGCUGUUGUACGCGAACACGCUGUUCCAGGCCACGCCGCCGCCGCCCGUCGUCGCGUUUGGCGCGGGCUCGCUCGGCUUCCUCGCACCGUUCGACGUCGAUGAUGAACAGACGGGAGGUACUGUAGAAGAGACGCUCGACGAGGCCGUGUCGCUGGGCGAAGGCGAGUUGGAGCCCUGGCCCGUUUCUCUCAGAAUGCGGUUGCGGUGUCGCGUCGUGGACGGUGCUUCUGGUAAAGUCGUGGGUGGUCAUGAGGCAUUAAAUGAAGUAGCCUUGGACCGGGGCAACUCGCCCUUUUUGUCUGCGGUCGAAUGCUUUUGCAACGAUGAACAUUUAACAACAGCUCAGGCCGAUGGGUUGAUUGUGGCGACACCAACAGGCUCCACAGCGUACUCGUUAAGUGCGGGAGGCCCCAUGGUCCACCCGUCCGUCAACGCCAUGGUCUUCACGCCCAUCUGUGCCCACUCGCUGAGUUUCCGACCCAUCGUCUUCCCCGAUAGCUGUACUUUACGUUUUGAUGUUGACCCGGACGCGCGCGCGGACGCGUGGGUCACCUUUGAUGGACGAAGUAGGGUGUGUCUGAAGCGGGGCGACUCGUUGAUCGUGACGGCGUCGCCGCACCCUUUACCUACGGUCCUACGACUAGGGAACACGGCGGACUGGUUCGGGGGGUUGCGGACGCACUUCAAUUUCAACGUGCGACGGCGGCAGCAGAAGAUCGCGGAGCAGUUCCUAAAUGGCUAGUACUUACGCU
Pelagomonas calceolata is the source of this 1425-nucleotide messenger RNA. Lineage: Eukaryota; Pelagophyceae; Pelagomonadales; Pelagomonadaceae. The record is from the annotation of a GenBank genome assembly.